AUGGCGGAUUCAGUGAGGGAGCACAAAUUGAAGUUGGCCAAUUCUAGAAAGCGGUUCAAAGAAUUGCAAGAACAAAAGAAGAAGAAAGAAGCUGCAGCACAAAAGGUGGAUCAUUCAACAGCAUAUGAUGAUAGGCAGACACCAGCUGACAGUUUGACAAGUUCAGCACAUAGUUCAGUUAAUAAUGACGCACCUCUAGAAACCAUUACCGAUGAUAAAAAUAAUUCUGCACCACUGCCAAAUUAUUUUGCCGAUACAAAUUAUGGAGAUAAUUUCAUGUUUUUUGAUAAUAUUUCAAAGCCAGAAAAAAAAGCAGAUGAAUACAUUCCUAAUAAUGAUUCAAAAUCUUACAAAACUAUUCAAGAUUCCACCUCCUAUGGAAAUAUGCUAUCCAACAUAGUAGACAAUCCAAAAGAUUCCGAGAACCAGACAACCCAAUACAGUGGUAAUUACUCCUUAUUUCCUGAAGAGACUCCACACAAUUAUGUUUAUGAAACACAAAAUAUUUUACAUCCCAAUCAAGAGAGUCCUGAUAACGGUGAUACUUAUCUACUACAUGGUUCAAAUACAAAGCAAGACCAUUCUCUUCAGUAUUCAUCCAGUAACGAUGCUCCAAGUCUGGAUUACCCUGAAAUUAAGCAAAAUGAAAUAUUUGAAAUACACAAUAAUUCCCAGAACCAUAAUAUAUUUUCUUCAGAAACUGGUCGGGAUAUUAUUGAUUGUUUUCAAAGUGACAGCAAGGAUAGUCUAAAUGAAGUAAACAAUUCCGCUAUCAAAAAUGAAAUUGUAGAUAAUUCUAAUAAUGCUCAAGAAGAAAUUAGACAUUCGAGCAUUGAAAGUUUGAAGCAGUUUUCCAAUCAUAUGGCAGAAAUGGUAGAACCUGAGUAUACCAUAACCAGUUCAAUUACAGACCUAGAAAAACGUAACUUGGAAUUAGCUGCUUUAUUAGAGCAAACAAAUUUGGGAUACGAGCAACAAGAAGCGCUAAUAGAAGAACUCAAAUUCAAAAUCAACACAUUGGAAACGGAUGGAAAAAGAACACAGGAAAGUUUGAUUUUACAAUCAGCUACUGAGACUAGUAGGUUAAGAGAAGAAUUGCAAUGUCAUAUCCAAACCGUGGGAUUACUAGUGGCUGAGAAAACAGAGUUAUCAGCAAGCUUAAGUCAACUAGAAAUAACAGCAAAGCAGAAGGUUUCAGAAUGCGAGGAGCUACAAGCUCGUUUGAAAGCUUCCAGGUCAAGAGCAUUUGAAUUAGAGCAAGAAUUGCAAAUUUUGAGAAACGAUAAAAGCAAGAAGGAAACCGUAGGAAUAGAGCAAGGCACAAUUAUUGAAAAACUGAGACAGGAAAGCACGAAUCUUCGGGAGCAAAAAGAAGAACUUCUCCAAGAUCUAUUAGAAGCAAGAGAAAAACUGAAAAAUAGCUCAUUAGAUAAUCUGAACCUUAAAAAACAAAUCCAGGAGGUUUCUAGCAAGCUUUCACUUGCUGAAAUAAAAAUUCAACAAAUAUCCAAUGGCGAGCAACAGCAAUUUGAAAGUCAAGUUGAAAAGUUAACUUUCGAAAAAUUCGAGUUGAUGAAACAACUUUCUAGCCUGAAUUUGAUGUUGAAAACUAUGACGAAUGAACGAGACGAAUCGACUUCGCAUUACCAACAGUAUACGCAAGAAUUGAAUGCUCAAAUGACCAACCUCACUAACCAAAUUCAGCGUUUACAACAAGAAAAUGAGCACCUUUCAAUGCAAGAACAAAACCGUAUAAAACAUAUUGGUGAACUCGAAAGACAGCUACAAAGUUUACAAAAUGAUCAGGUUGCUUUCACAAGAAAUGGGACUAACAAGGAUAUUAACCUGAAAAAUGAGCUUGAGUCUAUCAGAGAACUUAGUGUUCAACUACAGAUAGAGAAAACGACUGCCGAAGAAAAUUACACUCGCACCAUGAACGAAAAGGAAAUGCUCUUGAAAGAACUGGCUGCCAAGAAUGAUUCGCUUGGUCAGCUCGAGAGCAUGGUGGAACAAUUGAGAGGAAACCAACCGGACAGUGUCAAGUUACUUGCGACAAUGGAGAGUGAUAAAGUGGCUGCCGCCAGGGCUGUUCAACAGAAUAAGGAACUAAAGGAGCAAAUGGAUGGAAUGAGAGAAGUGGUUGCAAAAUUGGACAAUGACAAAGUGCAGCUUACUGAGAAGCUAGACUUUGAACAAUCCAGCAAUAAAGAACUUCUUGACAAACUCCAGAAAACUGAACUCCAACUUCAACGGCUCACUGAUGCAAUUGAAAUCAAAGAUCGUGAACUCUCGCACUUGAGAGAAAGCUCCAUGGAACUCAACAAACAAAUAUUGCAACAAGAACAGUUGGCCGAUAGGCUACGGCAUUACGAAGCACACGAUAAUUCAUCUCACGCUCUACAAAACGAUCUCCAAGAAUCUAAACAGACUAUCAUAGAGCUUACAAAUGAAUUGAAUUUAUUGAAAAAAGAGAAAAAUGACGAAGUUAUUGAUAAGAUCACAAGUGAUGUUACUGACGUUAAAAGUUUCGAGAUAAUAGACUUGAGAAAGCAACUAGAUGAAAUGAAACUGCAAAACAACGAACUCCAAUCCAAGCUAGAAAAUCACAGCAUGAUCGAUAACAGUUUCAACGAAAAUGACAGAACCGCCGACAAAGAAGCGAUUAUGAGAUGUCUGGAAGAUAAAGUCAAACAUACAAUGCAAGAUAUAGCUGACCUGACAGAAGAAAAACAAAGGUUGGAACACCUAGUGUUACAGCUGCAAGGGGAAACUGAAACGAUCGGCGAAUAUGUGGCAUUAUAUCAACACCAACGCAUGGUUCUCAAGCAGAAAGUGCUGGAGAAAGAUCAACAGUUCAAGCAGCUGGCCAGCGACAGACAGGAAAUGAAGAAUAAAUUGGAAAAGCUCAAUGUUCUCAUAAAGACCCUGGUUGAUGAAAAGGGUUCCGUUCCUAAGGAGCUUCUCAAACAGCACCAGAGUUUUGUCGAUCACAGUGAUAGUUUCUGCGAAGAACAUUCCAAGAUUCACAAGGAAAUCGGUAAAUUUGAUGGCGGUGAAAGUAUGAAGACGGAUGUAGCAAGUGGUUCUGAAACGGCGGAGGAAAUUUUGACACUUCUCACGGAAAUCAAGUCUAGUAACUUGGUGCAGCCCACCGAGAACUUCCACCAUUGCCCUUGGUGUUCUGGGCAACUCAUCACAGUGUAG
Phaedon cochleariae (mustard beetle) is the source of this 3204-nucleotide messenger RNA. The record is from the annotation of a GenBank genome assembly. NCBI's taxonomy places the organism in Eukaryota, Metazoa, Arthropoda, Insecta, Coleoptera, Chrysomelidae.